AUGCAGAAGCUCGUGGAGGUGGCCCACUUGAACAUGGACAUCAGGAGCCGCAUCGAGUGGGCGAGCCUGUGGGGCAUCCUGGCCGACCACUUCGCUACGGUCGGGAGCAUCUCGGGCAACAGCUCGGUGGCGAUGUACACGGUGGACUGCCUCAGGCAGCUGGCCCUAAAGUUCCUCGACAAGGACGAGUUGCGAGACUUCAACUUUCAGAGGGUGUUUCUUGGCCCGUUCGCCACGAUUGUUCGGACCAGCCGAGAACCCGCCGUGCGCGAGCUCGUCGUGAGCUGCCUGAACAACGUGAUCCUGACGAAGGGGACAAUGUUGAGGUCCGGCUGGAAGACGGUACUUACAGUGCUGCGUUCAGCUGCCGCAGACACCCAGGAAGAGGUGGUGCAGCCGGCGUGCUUAAUCCUGGAAGAGCUUGCCGGCGAGACCUUCCCGCUGGUGCAGUACGACUUUGUCGAUCUUGUCUACACCUUACUGGAGAUGGCCGCUUCGAGAUUUCUGGAUGUUAGCUUGGUCUGCAUCGGACACCUGCGGCUGUGCGCCAGGCAGUUAGCCGAGGGCGGCGUCGACGUCGCUCUUCAGCCCAACAAGCGACCGCUCCCCGAGACCACGAUCUCCAACACGGGACAGCUUCCCCCGGAGGUGCUGGGCGCCGUGAGGGCCGACCGCGGCGGCGGCGGCCGCGGCGGCGGCCCCAGCAGCGACGCGGGCUGCUCCGAAGACAGCAACACAGACGACGACGACGAUGGCCGCAGGUUCCGCAGGGCGGCACGGAACGACGCCGUCGGCCACCUUGCCCUAGACCUCGACAGCCUCGACCCUCCCGUUCCCGACGAGGCCGGCGGCUCGGUGGCGGACCCCCCCGCGGUCGCGGCUGCUGUCGCCGUCCCGACCCCGACAGCGACAGGAGAGGACAAGGCCGGAAGGGUUUCACCCUCGUCCGAUAUGUGGCCGUCGUCGGCACACGGGAAAAGGGGAUCGAACGGUGUUGGCGGGGUGGUGACCGCAGAGGGCGGGGUCGUGGCGGCGGAGCAAUCCCGACUCGCCCUUCAGCUGUGGUGGCCGCUCCUGACGGGGUUGGCAAGAGGCGCGGGUGACCCGAGACUAGACUGCCGCGCGGCGGCCCUUUCAACCCUCCAGGAUGUAUUGAAGGAGUUCGGAUCUGCCUCGGAGUUCUCUCUCAGGGUAUGGCCGUACCUAUUGACGCGCAUCCUCCUGCCGGUGUCGCGCCUUGCGGAGAAGACUACGCCCCCGCUCGCCGCGCCAAUGGUGCCGGCAACGCCUCUAGUCUCGGUGCCCUCGGCGCCAUCGACGCCCUCCCGCCACAGCAGGCUGCAGGCGCAGCCGGCGACAGCGGCCUCUUCUGCGCUUCCGAGCCCAGGAAGCGGUCAUUUGCGUCUUGGGCCGUCUUCCUCUUUGUCGGCGGCAUCUGGCGGCCGCGUCCCUGUAGCGAGGACAGCCGCGGCGGUCGCGGCGGCUCCUGGCCCGGCUAGCCGCGGCGUGCUCCCGCUCGACGUCGGCUCGUGGGUGCACACGACCGCACCGCAGCUGUUCCGCGCGGCAGUCGCCGUCAUCUCGAGCAACGCCGAGGCCGCGGUGCCUCUGGGAGUUCCGACGCUUUUGGCGUUUUUUGAGCCCCACGUUUGUUGCCGGCGUCACCGGCAUAGCACCAGCAACGGCCGUAGUGGCCGCUUUUAUAGCGUCAGUAGUAACAGCCGUCAGCUGGGCACGGGUGAUACGGUGAAUGGCGGGCGAGAGGGAUCGGGGGGUGAAGGAGAACGUGUAGCACGGCAAGAGCAGAGGCAUCAGGGUCAGGAGGACGCCGGAGGUGGCGGCGAGGAGACUGUACGGUGGUGGGAAGAGGAGAUGCAGGCAGCGGCAGCAGCGGGGGCGGCGGUGGCGGAGGAAGCGGGAGUCCCUGGGGACGGCUUGAUGUCCCGCCUGGCCCUCGAGUCUUUGGGGCUCCUGGUGGAAGGCCUGGCCGGGCACCAGCAGGAGCAAAUCCCCGCGGCGGUCCUCGCGCACCUCUGCGACAGCCUCCUCCGCAUGCUGCGUCGUUGCCUUUCCGAGUCAUUCGGCCGGGCGGGACGCGUCGGGCACGACAGCGGCGGAGGCGAGCCGCAAGAAGACCCCGCGGACGAGGAUAACGGCGCUCGCCAUUGCGCCGCGCGGUUGUUGUUCGGCGACGACAGCGGCGGCGGCGGCGGCGGCGGUGGAGACACCAAGGUCGACUCCUUGUCCGGGACCGGGCGUGACGCCGUUGUCGUAGGUGUCGACGCCUCCAGCGGGGGUGGUGGGGAUCUUGGGCCAUCAGCACGAGGUGGCGGUGGACGGCAGGAGAAGCAGGAGGCGCGUUUGUAUCCCACCGAGGAAGCAGGAGACGGGGAGGCGCAGCCGGCACGCAGCGACUCAUUGACUCUGUCCGCAGAUGGCGAAGGUCAUGAUGAACCCACUAGUGGCGGAGGCGGUGGCGACGGUCGUUCUGACGAUGUCGAGUUUGACGGCCCGCGGGCGGCGGCUCUGCUCGCGGCGGCGCUGCGCCUUCAGCGCCUCCUGUACGGCUUGGCAAGGUUACACCUCGGCGGACUGGGGGAAGACCAGGCUCGCGCUUUGUUGGGGGGCCUUUCGGAAGGGGUGCGGUACGCGAGGGACUUUCAGGCGCAGCACGCUCUGAGAACGUCGCUGUUUGCUGCAGGGGUUCUCGUUCCUAGAUCACCCCCGGGGUUGCAAGAGCUGCCGCACCUCCUGGAGCAGGAGAGCGAAGGCCUCUGGUUCAUCUUCGCGGUCGCGUUCCGAUUGCUAGACGUACGAUGGCCGCGAUCCUCCCCGUCAGCCUCUGGUGGUGGUGGUGGCCGCGAUGUUGCCGCGGUGGUGGUGCCUGAAACUAUAGGCGGGGGCACGAGCCGUAGCAGCGCCGGAGACGGCGCGUUUGCCGGCGGCAGCGACGAAGUCUCUCUCAUGCCCUGGCCGGAGCACCGGUCGUUCGAGCUGGAAGCGGUGGUGGUGGUACCUAACGACACCGCAAGCGGAGGAGGAGGAGGAGGAGGAGGAGGAGGACGGCAGCCCAGCCAGCAGCGCCGUCGAUCGCGCCCUCCGCGACCAGGUUUACCGGCGGACGGCGAUGUACACCGGGCGGUGGGAGGGAAGGCGAGGGGUGGUGUUCACAGCGGGAGCGCGGCGGGGCCGAUGCUGGUUGUGGACGACCUCUUGGAGUGGAGUGGCGACGGGGACGAAGGCCCGGGUAGCGGGGGCGCCGCAGGAUGGGACGGGACGACCCUCGCCCUCGAAUUUUUGCGGCGCGAAGGGGGUAACAUCUUGGUUCGGUACUUUGAAGCCGACGGGGAAGUACAGCGAGCCAGUUUGGAAGAUCACAUGUGGAGUAGCGCGGAUGACACGGCGGCGGCGUCAGCAGUACCUUCUUCCUCCUUCGCUCCCCCCUCUCCGUCGCAGCAUCGCGGCGGCUUCUCUGUAGAGAGUCCGAGCAGGCACACCGUCACCUCGUCCUCGUUCUCCCCCACGGCGAGUACCGGGAGCCGAGCGCAUCAGCAGGCGAGCACGCCCAGAAGCAUGGGCAGCGGCGGCACGCGACGCCCCCCCGGUGCCGCCCCGAGGCCUCCCGCCGCCGGUGGGCUUGGGCCUCAGCACCAGCAGCGAGAACCGGCUAACCUGGUUGCGAGCACGGAGGCCGAGGUCAGGCAUCUCACCCCAGCGGUUCUGCUGCUGCUGCGAGGCCUUCUCUUGUUGCAACCCGCGGAGGCUUUUGACAGGGAAGCUGGCUGGCUGUGCCCUCGUCUCGCGGAUUUGGUUGUCGUCAGGAGUCUGGAGGUUCGGGCGGUCGUGCGGGAGCUGCUGAGAAGGAUGACGCCGCUGAUAGGGGUCCCGGGAGAGGCGUGAUUGGUGUAAACGCCGGCCGCGGCAUUCGUGGCGGCGGCGGUGGUUGGUGUUGUAGUUUUUAUUCCAUGGACUAGCUUUUUGUUUCGCUAGGAGGAGCGGUCUCGUAGUGGCUUUGGUCCUUGUCCGUAUGUUUCUUAGCCUCUAUGUUAUUCCAAGUUUAAAAUAUCCUUGUAAAUAGACGGCAGGUGUAGCGGGUGAAGACGCCUUACCUUAAUCUUGUGACAAAUAGUAGUGACAUAGUAAGAAAACUGUUUUACCUUCUGAAGCUACUGCUGCGGACCUCGCCUGAGCGGCAAGCGGGGGCGCCGCUAUUUGCGUUAGCCUGAGUCCAACCAAUGACGCGGGACAAACAUUUGCCGUGCUCUCAAGUCUUGUUGUACAGAGGGCACAGCAUGACGGGCAUCGAAUUUUUUCGGCAGCAGGAGUAGACCGCAACUGUCGUCGGCACACGUGUUGGUUGUGGUGUGAUUUUCCGUAGCAUUAGAGAGUGCUGUGUGAAUCGAGCCAACACAUAGGUUGACGUGAUUUUGGUAGAACAUCACUGGCUCGCCAACACAGGUGUCGGGGAUUGUGGUUGGGUACAACGUGCUCAACAGGGGCUUCUGAAACUUGUCCAAAGGUCUCGGUGGGGCUAAAGAAGCGUGCUGGUCUCGUCGACUCGUGGUAUUUCUACGUUGUUGUUUGGCCCUUUUCGUUUUUUGUCGGAUGUGAGCGUUGGACACCGCGGCAAUUGCUGUUGCCGCCUAUUUGUGGCGAUGGGCACAACUUUCGUUUCCUUCUAAGAAGAUUUUUUGAACCUGGAUCGCGUGAAAUAUGCAUGAACACCAGCAAGACACUUUUGUUAUCUUGGGUUGGAGAACGUCGCAGGGAAGUGAGCGUCUCUGGGAAAGUAGAGAUUGGUUGUGGUCGUGCGUGACCCCGGCAAUCAGCCGCCUCUAGAUGAUGAGGUUGUGGAAUCGAGUCUUGGCAAAGGGAGAGAAGUAAAUGCUGUCACGCGGUUCCUCGUUGCGACUUUUUGUGGCGUCUCCAAGUUGCCCUUGGGCGGCAGCUCUUCGCUGAAAGUACGCACAUAGAGUUCAACAAUGCUGUCCGUCAAAGGCGGGGUGAAAGUUGCGGAGCCUUCCCACCGUGCAAGAUGAGGCAACCAAAUCACAUUGAAAACGAAAACUUCC
Molecule: messenger RNA, 5072 nt
Organism: Ectocarpus sp. CCAP 1310/34
Lineage: Eukaryota; Phaeophyceae; Ectocarpales; Ectocarpaceae
Source: the annotation of a GenBank genome assembly